AGGAUUAUCGAGGAGCCGAAGAACGAGUCAUGGAUCCGGUGGACCGAGGACGGCACGGCGUUCAAGUUCUCGUCCUCGGAGAAGCUGCUGGCGGCGUUGCAGGCGGCAGGUCUGCGCGCGCAAAACUACCAUUCGGUCGAGAAGAAUCUGAACGACUACCGCUUCAACCGGCUGACGGACCAGCGGCGCAAGAUCCCCGACACGGAUGGCAAGCUGUGGUGGAUGUUCUCGCACGCCAUGUUCCACCGGGACUACCCGGACCAGAUUGUCAAUAUCCAGCGCCGC
Molecule: messenger RNA, 285 nt
Organism: Linderina pennispora
Lineage: Eukaryota; Fungi; Kickxellomycota; Kickxellomycetes; Kickxellales; Kickxellaceae
Exons: 1
Biological process (GO): regulation of DNA-templated transcription
Molecular function (GO): DNA-binding transcription factor activity; sequence-specific DNA binding
Source: RefSeq, a predicted model, not a curated record